Molecule: messenger RNA, 1650 nt
Organism: Beauveria bassiana ARSEF 2860
Lineage: Eukaryota; Fungi; Ascomycota; Sordariomycetes; Hypocreales; Cordycipitaceae
Product: MFS transporter, putative
Exons: 4
Coding region: 1-1650 (549 amino acids)
Biological process (GO): transmembrane transport
Molecular function (GO): transmembrane transporter activity
Source: RefSeq, a predicted model, not a curated record
AUGACUCGGCCGACCGAGAACCGGGAAGACCCGUCACUAUGGCCGCCUGGAACGCUGGCUCUGGAAGACUUGCAAUCCGCCUCCAAAAACGUCAUUCUACACCCAACUCCGUCCUCGGAUCCAAAUGAUCCACUGAAUUGGACACCUUGGCGAAAAACCGUCAACUUUACCCUAGUCUGUUUCUAUGUCUUCUUGACCUUCGUCCAGCUGGAUGUUGGCUUCACCUCGUGGGAUCAGUACCAAGCUGAGCUCGGCUUCUCUGUCGAUUUCCUCAAUGCAGCCGCCGCCAGCAACUAUGCUGGCCUCGCCGUGGGCUGCGUGUUCCUGGUUCCCUUGGUGCACAAAUAUGGCCGCCGUCCCAUGUACAUCUUCAGCACUGUACUGCAGUUGCUGUCCUGCGUGUGGCUUGGCGCGACACGCACGCGUGGCGACAUGAUUGGCAGCAACCUCCUCUCUGGCAUCAGUGGUGCCAUCAGCGAGACCAUUGUGCAAAUCACCAUUGCAGAUCUGUUUUUCGUUCAUAAUCACGGAGCCAUGAAUGGUUGGUACCUGUUUGCCACCUUCACGGGUGCCUAUCUUGGGCCCGUGGCGUCCGGGUAUAUUGUGAACAGCCAAGGUUGGCGUUGGGUCUGGUGGUGGUGUGUAAUAUUGUUUGCUGUGAACCUGGUCUUGAUCAUCUUCUUUUUCGACGAGUCCAAGUACAUCAGCAUCAUUCAAGGCCAACCCGAUACUCGCUCCACUCCAGCUACAGGUGGCAACAAGCCAGGAAACGUUCAGGUCGUCGGCGACCAACUUGGUAAAACCGAGUCUGGCUUAAAAACAAUAGACUCCACAGCCAAGCAGAUGGAGCCUGUCAAUGUGCACAUCGACCCAAACAUCCCCCUCAAGACUCGCUGUCAGCGUCUUGCAUUGGUCACAAAGACUGACGGAUCAAUUGCCAAGGACUUCUACCAUCCACUGGUGCUCCUUUUUAGCUUUCCCGCCAUUGGUUUCAUCGCUUUAACAUAUGGUAGCCUACUGGCCUGGUUCGCCGUCACGACGUCUGUACAGGCGACAUAUUUGUUCGGCCCACCGUACAACUUCACUGCCGCAGGCGUGGGUUUGAUGAACCUUGCCCCGUUCAUCGGUACCAUUCCCGCCAUUUGGAUUGGUGGGUACUUGAACGACAAGUCAAUCGUGUGGCUCGCGAGGCGAAAUGGAGGGGUAUAUGAGCCGGAAAUGCGUCUAUGGAUGUCACUACCUAUAGCUUUUGUGACACCCGCUGGCAUUCUCAUGUUCGGGCUGGGGCUUUACUAUCAAGCACCUUGGCCGCUAUUGGCCGUUGGUUUCGGCGUUUUCGGCUUCGGUCUUGUGGUCGCUGGUGACAUUGGGCUCUCCUACGCAAUGGAUUGCUACCAUGAUGUUAUUGGAAAUGCUUUGGUCGGUGUCGUAUUCACGCGGAACGCCAUGUCGGUGGUUGUUCUCUUCGCUCUCACACCGUGGAUCGACGCUAUGGGAUUGCGCAAUCUCCAUAUCAUGAUAUCUCUGCUCUGUUGUCUCCUUCUGUUGAUGCCCGUGGCGCUGCUUAAAUGGGGAAAGAAGGCUAGAAUCGCAACGGCGGCGCGGUACAGAGAGAUGGCCCACCGACAGCCAACGCAUCGUAAUAGUUGA